This is a messenger RNA of Polistes canadensis, 3874 nucleotides long. RefSeq names its product ataxin-7-like protein 1. The record is from RefSeq and is a predicted model, not a curated record. The coding region runs from base 13 to 2097 and encodes 694 amino acids. The transcript has 6 exons. Lineage: Eukaryota; Metazoa; Arthropoda; Insecta; Hymenoptera; Vespidae.
GCGCCACUGGGAAUGUCGGGAAGUGACAGCCCAACGUUUUUUCACGGCCAACCCUGGUCAAACUGGAUUGAAAGAAUCGGAAGGGAUAAACCUUUAAGUGAUGAAGAAUCCGAAACAAGACCAGCGAGUACAGUUACUCGUCUUUCUGCAGAAGAUAUCGAUCUGUAUGGAUUCUGUCCAGAAAGAGAUACUUUUUAUGGAGUGGUCUGUGAGAUAUGCAACGCCAUAGUAAAACCUCAAGCUCUUAGACAGCAUAUGGAGAGUCGACAUCCUAGCAGUACAGCUAAUUUUCCUCCACCUUCUGUACCUGUAACAAAACCUACAGUAAAGACACCAUAUUGCAAAGUAACUAAAUUAAAGAAGACACAGCCAGCAUCAGCACAAAAUUCGAGUGGUACCAAAGUGAUUCAUACAUCAGCAAAACGAAAUACUUCGGUGGAACAACAACAGCAACAACAGCAGCAACAACAGCAGCAACAACAACAGCAACCUAGUAGUACCUCAACAACGUCGUUACCAGUUUCCUCUUCACCUAGAUCACCUUUAGAAACAACUUUACAAACAGUACAAACAGCGACCACUAGUACUGGCAGUGGUUCCUUGACAUCCUCGAGUCCAGUUAAAAGUCCUGGGACAAGUGGAACAACCAGACGAAAAAGGCUGAAAGCGGAUCGUUCUCUCCUUAAAGAUCGAGAAUACGAUCCUGAUAGACACUGUGGCGUAUUGAACGAAGAAACAGGGAAACCAUGUACAAGGUCACUCACGUGCAAAGCGCAUACGGUUUCUUUACGUCGAACCGUUAUUGGUCGAAGUAAAACCUUUGACAAAUUACUCGCGGAACAUAGAGCAGCUAAGGAAGUACCGAGUAAUACGAGAUCUAGCAAAUUAUCAGUCAGUGGCACAGUUGUCCCUCUACCAUCACCAUCGGUCAAUCCAAUAUCAUUGACAACUAAUACUUCUACCUCAAAUGUUGAUUCUGAAGCACCAAGUUCACCACCGGUAUUAUCGCUACCAGACACCUAUCCACUGCCAAAGGCUGUUGAUUUGCUUUAUCGGUGUCUGGCCCCGCAUGGCUCCACUAAACCUACCAAGCUCGAAGAGGAGUUCGGUAACGAGGAACUGCGGAGUCUAGAGUCAUCCUUGGUUGAAGCGAGUGCAUCCAGUAGCAGUUCGCAGACACCAGCAAUGCAGCCUUCUUCUUCCGCUUCGUCAAUGAUGAUGGCACCAAUAUCGGUGAUUUUGCCAUCACUAUCUCCAUUGCCAGCAAAUACUGAGGAGUCAUCGGUGGCGACCUUGAUACCAACUGCUUCCCCGGUACCAUCAGCUGCACCACCACCAGCGACCACAACCUCAUCGGCAUCUUCCUUGGUUUUGUCAACAACAUCUUUAAAUUCUAUUAUAGUAUCACCUAUGGCAGUCGUAUCGAACGACAUUCCAUCGCCAAAUUCAACAGCAACACCAACCACAGCAUCAACCCUAAUUACCAAUUCUGUGACAACCCUGGUUACAACAUCUAUUGCAGCAACGACCACUCCGACUACACCUCCGCUUACUUCAACCACCAUAUCAACCUCUCUGGAGGUUGAUAAUUCUCUCGACGUUGAUCCAGACGUUGAUUCCAUUGCUAGCAUCUAUUCGGCCGCGUUUAAGGAUGAGAAAACUCUCUCCUUACGUUCAUCUAAUAAUCUUCUACUUUCCCCGUUGUCAAGGAGUUCGUAUCAUCGGCAACUUCAACAAGGUUCCUCUAUGCCUAGCUUGAAUCUUUUCGAACCCGUUGACCAAUUGGAACAACGUAACAAUGCUGCUGGUCCUAUCAAUGGAAAAAGAUUCCAUCAUGGUGGUAAUCGUAGCAGUCCACUCGGUCUUACUACUACCACUACCACUAGCACUACCAGGCCACCAAACAAAAGAAACAAACAGGAUUAUCAUAGGCAGGAUUAUUCAACGUCUAUUCAACUCGAGGCAACUACUACCUCAACGCCUUAUCCUAAUUUUGGUGAUAUCACUUGGUCGAACUGUCAUCCUGAACCUUUGGCUGUUAGCCGAUGGCUCCGUAUUACGUCCAGCCGUAAGCAAUAUAAUUUUAAUAUUCACUGACACAAGACCCCACCUACUCCAGGCUAAGGGCGACUAUUGUUGGUGCGUCUACAUUUAAUAAGAAACGUUAUUUUCUUUUUCUCUUGUAUAUUUCGUCUGAAGCCUGUAGGGAAGGGAUGGUCUCUGUAACGUAUCUUCGUUUCUUCAUCUUCUUCUUCUUAUUGUUAUUAUUACUUUUUUUAUCUUUUAUUUUCUUUUUUUUCUUUUUUAAUUCGUCAGCUGAUUUCAGAAGUAUAGUUUGUUCUAAAUGGUUCGUCAAGUUUCAUCUGAAGUACGAUCAAACUGUUCGUACGUUAUUCUUUUUAAUUUAUCGAUUCAUUUUUAUUUAGUGUUUCUUGUCGAAAUUAAGCCGAUGCGAUGACUUUUUUUCGACAAUCGAAGAUAUUAGUUUCGUUUUUUUUUUUUUAAAUCUUAUUUUUCACAAACGUUAUUGUUUUAUAAAACGAUAACACAAUGUUAACAACAUUCCCGUUCGAUCGUUCACAACUCUACCUCGGAUCAUUUGUCGAAUCCUCUUUUCCUUUGCUUUUCAGUAUAUUUUUGUUCUCUUGCCUUUCUUUCUUUGUUUUAUUUCUUUUUUUUUAAACGAGAGAGAAAGAUUUGAAGAUUGAUACAGAUUUAGAGAGGAGCAGGGAGAGGGGGCCAAAAGUUAAUACGUUAUUUAACCCGUUGAUUACUCGUUUUUUUUCUUCUUUUUUUUCCAAUCAGUACAAAAUUCGAAGAAAAGAACAAUCAACGAUUACGAUCGUUUAACAAGUAGAAAAACUUUUGGCCCGCGUAGAUCAAUAUAAAUUAAUAAUUUUUUUAUGAGUUUUGUUUUUCUCUUUUCGAAGAAAAAGUCUUAUUUGGGAGGGGGGGAUUUCAUUUACGACAUUCGUCAAAUGAUCAAUGGAAUAUAUAAGACUUCUCGGACGAUGUAUGUAUUAUAUAUGUAAAUAAACCGAUCUCUCCGUUAUUAUCGCUUACGUAAAGCUUAGGAAUUGAUGUACGAUCAAUACGAAAUUACGUAUUUUUUUUUGUCUUUUUUUUUUGUUUUUCCUUAUUUUCUUUUUAACUUCGUAGCCACAGUGUUUAUAAGUAAAAAGAGAAAGAAAAAACAAAUACAAUAAUAACAAAUGGUAAGAAUUUUGUUCACGCGUAUUACGUGCGUAUACGUACGCAUAUGUAUAUAUAUUUUAAUGCAAUAUAGCAGCGUUUCCUAAACUUUUUCUACCGCGGACCGGUAUUUGUUUUGUAAAAUUAUUACUCGGCACAAUUUUAUGUCAAUAACAUAUAUAUGCCGUAUUAUUUAAAAUGAUGAUUAUAAUUUUGGAUAAAUGAGGUUAAUACAACAAAUCAGAUUAAUUAUUUUUAAUUAGACUUUUAUUAAAUUCACCAAUAAAUUGCAUAUUUCAAUAUAAAUUUAAAUAAUUUGUAAUAAUGAUAAUAAUUUACAUAGCAAAGUUUUUCUUUUUAAUUUUUUAUUUGCGGACCGGUACCGGUUUGUGGAUUACAGUUUGGGAAACCCUGAAAUGGCGUUAACAUCGAUAUAAAUACAAAAAAAUUCGAUGUUUCAUUUUCAUUAAUGAUAAGUAAGAGUUCGAUUUGUACAUAAUCAUUAUGCAUAACAUUUAUAAUUAUAUAUAUUCGUUUUUGUUUUUAUCGAGCACGAUGAUCUUUGACUUCUUACAAAACAAAACAAAACAAAAAGCACAUAAGUGUUAUUUUUCAAUACGAAUUAUAAAUGUUCAUCGUAAUUUGCGUGUGUGCUGUGAUUAAUUAGUACUUUUUUUAUUUA